AUGCCUGUGUUGCAACCUUAUGCAGUUAGACAAGCCCCCCGGAGUUCUCUGGUCUUUGCAGAGAGUGGCUUCACUUGGCCUGUUUCUGACAAGGAACUUCCAGUUCACGUCAGGAAAUGGGGACCCCACUGCCUGUUGGGCUGCUCCCAUGAGGCAGAAGGACCCCCCCAGAUGCCUCCUCCACCAUCUCCUCUGUGUGCUGAAGGGAAAAGAACCACCAUGCAGCCAGCUCAGGCAGGAGUGUCCUUUGAGGAGGUGGCCGUGCACUUCACCUCGGGGGAGUGGGCCCUGCUGCGCCCAGCCCAGAGAGCUCUCUACAAGGAAGUCAUGCUGGAGAAUUAUGGGAACGUGGCGUCUCUGGGGCCUCUGAUCCCCAAACCUGACCUCAUAUCCUGGCUGGAAGAAGAAGAGGAAGGGCUGUUUCUCCUGGACUGCGAUGAAGAGGAGGGAUCAUCAGGUAGGGGCUGA
Heteronotia binoei (common prickly gecko) is the source of this 468-nucleotide messenger RNA. RefSeq names its product zinc finger protein 688-like. The record is from RefSeq and is a predicted model, not a curated record. The transcript has 4 exons. NCBI's taxonomy places the organism in Eukaryota, Metazoa, Chordata, Lepidosauria, Squamata, Gekkonidae. The coding region runs from base 1 to 468 and encodes 155 amino acids. Gene Ontology annotation, biological process: regulation of DNA-templated transcription.